AUGGAGGACACCCUGAAGCGAGCUCUGGGCACCGCGGUGCUGCGGCCGACAGGGCACUCGGGCAGCGGCUGCAUCAGCCAGGGCCGGUGCUACGACGCGGACCGCGGCUGGGUGUUCGUGAAGAGCAGCUGCGAGGGAGAGGCCAGAAGAAUGUUUCUGGGAGAAAUGGCAAGUUUGGAAGCCAUCCUGAAAACACAGACAGUAAGAGUGCCUAAACCCAUCAAGGCAGUAGAACUGCCUGGGGACAAUACUGUGCUGGUGAUGGAACAUUUGGAAAUGAAGAGCUUAAACAGGUAAAACAGUUAUUUUUGCCUCCUUUGACAAAGAACUUUUGGCUAUUAUUUUGGUAAUUAAAUCACUUGUUUUCAUGGGAGGAUUAGUUUAAAUUUUUUAUAACGUAUGUCAAGGGACAUAUGAGAAGAUUAUAUAACAGAGAACUGUAUGAAAUACUUUUUAAUGCUUCACCUAGCAAACUGAUAAUACAUCAAGAAGUGACUCUGGGCUGUUUGUUUAGAUAAUUAGUAGUUUUUACAGUAAGGUUCCUUUUUAUGGUAAAGAAAAUUACCAACCUGAUUGCUUGUUUUGUGUACUUGCCUUUGAUGUAAGAACCAGUGCUGUAAUGUUUGCCAUGAGUAUGCAGAGGCACUUUCCCAAAUGAAUUACUCUUGAUUUCAAUAUUUUUGCAACUCUUAAACUUAAUUUUGAUAGUCUCUGACUUUUGAUCCUUCUCUGUGACUAGCACUUCAUACGAUGAAUCCCAUCAGAUUCCACUGAGAAGGUGAUCAUGACCAAUUUCUUAUCUCAUUUUCAUAACUUCUAUAGCCAGUUUUAACUUUUAUCUCUCACCCUGAUCAUUGCCAUGGUUUGAUUAAUGAAGAGCUCUCAGUGAGUCCCAAGAGGAAGGGCAGAGAUCUUGUUGGUUUGGAUUUCAAAUGGUACCUUUGGGAUGCAAAUUCUGGGGGAUACAAUCCUUUUCUUGACAAUCUCUGUUAACAGGAACAAAAUGAAGAACUAAAUUUGCUUUAACUGACAGUGCCUUUAGAAUAGAGAAAGUUCAGACAGGUCAAGAAAAGGAAAAGGAACAUAAUUUUGUUAACACGGGGGGCAACUGGCUGGAAGGGUUGUUUGCAAUUACUACAAGGCUUUUCUGAACUUCGUAGGGGCUCAGCUUUUAUUGAAAAUAAAUUAGGCCCUCUUGACACCAUCUUUGAAGCCUUUUAGAGAAGAGCAGCCAGAGACAGUAUAGAAGGAAGAGGAUCAGCCUUGUUUGGUUCUAUUUUCCAAAGACAGUUUGCCAGAGGAAAUUUUAAAAAAGCAUAUGUUCCACAUUAUGUGCAUGCUUUCUUACACAUACCUUACUGCAAAUGCUUAGGGAAGUGAUAUUAUACAGGAAUUAGAAUUGAGAGUUUAAUAUUGU
Lonchura striata (white-rumped munia) is the source of this 1417-nucleotide messenger RNA. The record is from RefSeq and is a predicted model, not a curated record. Lineage: Eukaryota; Metazoa; Chordata; Aves; Passeriformes; Estrildidae.